This is a messenger RNA of Dendronephthya gigantea, 1252 nucleotides long. RefSeq names its product guanine nucleotide-binding protein subunit alpha-12-like. The record is from RefSeq and is a predicted model, not a curated record. Gene Ontology annotation, molecular function: G-protein beta/gamma-subunit complex binding; G protein-coupled receptor binding; GTPase activity. Gene Ontology annotation, cellular component: heterotrimeric G-protein complex. The transcript has 3 exons. Lineage: Eukaryota; Metazoa; Cnidaria; Anthozoa; Malacalcyonacea; Nephtheidae. Gene Ontology annotation, biological process: adenylate cyclase-modulating G protein-coupled receptor signaling pathway; Rho protein signal transduction. Bases 54 to 1118 code for a protein of 354 amino acids.
GACUGAUAAGGUCUGUUUAGCAUCGUUGCGCGCAAACUUCGGCGAGGUGGAAAAUGUCCUGUCUUUGUGCGUCCUAUUAUACUCCAGAAGCGCGCCACUCUCGCGAUUUGGACAAGGAGUUGUACUUGGAGAGCUUGCGCGCCUUGCGACAGGUGAAAAUCCUUCUUCUCGGCGCGGGCGAGACGGGGAAAAGCACAUUCGCGAAACAGAUGCGAAUCAUUUACGGCGAGGAUUUCGACAUGAAAGACUUACUGGAAUUCCGGGACGUUAUCUACACGAACGUGUUUAAGGCGAUAAAGGUUCUCUGUGAUGCGAGAGAGAAGUUGCGUAUUCCUUGGGGAAACCAGACAUUCGAGACGAAGGCUCAGGAACUACUGCGAUGGAAGAUACCACGUUGCGUCGAUCAAAGCGUCUUCAUCGAGAACGUGGAGAUAGUGGGCAGGCUAUGGAAGGAUAAAGGAAUACAGACAGCGUACAGCCGCAAAAGGGAGUUUCAGUUGCCGGAUUCGACCGAGUAUUUCAUGGAAAGACUUGCUGUAAUUAAAGACGAGGAUUAUCUUCCAACAAAAGAAGACGUGUUGAGAUCGCGAAAAAUCUCGCGUGGAAUAACCGAGUAUCACACAGAGGUCUCGCAGACACCAUUUGUAUUCGUCGAUGUUGGAGGUCAGCGGCAUUACCGUCAAAAAUGGGUGACGUGCUUCGAAAAUGUCACAUCCAUCCUUUUUUUCGUCUCAGCCAGCGAAUACGACGAAGUUCUGGCGGAGGACCGUCAGACGAAUCGUUUACAGGAGUCAUUAGAUCUCUUCGGCGACAUCGUGAACAGUGUGACGUUUGCAAGAACACACGUGAUCUUGUUCUUCAACAAAACUGACCAAUUACGAGUGAAAAUCCGUCACACCAACAUUAAACGCUAUUUUCCAUCGUUCAAAGGGGAUCCUCAUGAAGAGACGGACGUGAAACGCUUUCUGUACAUGAUGUUUGAUACCAAACGAUUGGACCACUCAAAAUCUCUUUUCUAUCACUUCACGACGGCGAUAGACACAAAUAACAUUCGUUUCGUCUUUGAGGCUUGCAAACAGAUCAUUCUCCAGUCAAAUUUGGAUCGUAUUUUACUAUAAGUUAGGCUAGUGUUUUGAAAUUACCAAACGCGCCGCGCGAAGGAUUUACACGCUUCGGUUAAACAUCUAAGAUUUCUUCCAGGCUUUCCAAUGUCUCGUGUUUGAGAACUGCUUUUAUGAAAUUAUCAAUGUGU